AAUUCCCGACAGGUCGUGCGCUGGAGCCGUGGAGGCUGCUGGGAGAAUGGGUCUCCUUCGCUCUUCCCCAAUUGUGUGGGGCAGUUAGGGACCCGGGCGUCGCUGCAAAACCGAAGUCGCCGAGUGAUGAUGUUGUGAAGUCGCUCGCCUGUCUCUGCCACGCCCGGGCGGUUACUGGCAGCGGCGGCCGCUUCGGCUGCAGCUCUCAGGCUGCUACCGGUUUAGAUCCUUUCCCUGAGGGAGCGCGGGCGGAGGACGGAGGACGUCGGGGCAUUCCUGUCAUGACUCGCCAGAGUAUGAUAAUCACAUGAGAGCACUCAUUGCUACAGAUGUCAUUUGACUCAUCAGAAAAAAUCUGUUUAAGAGAAAAUAUCUAUACGACCAGAUCCAUUUCAUUAUUGAAUGGCUUGAUGGAUUUCCUUUACUCUGAUACACACCAAAGCUGUCCUUAUCAACCAAAGCAAGAAAGGAUCCUGCAUGAGUCAAUCACAGAAUGCCAUUUUUACAUCACCAACAGGUGAAGAAAACCUCAUGAAUAGCAAUCACAGAGACUCAGAGAGUAUCACUGAUGUCUGCUCCAAUGAGGAUCUCCCUGAAGUUGAGCUGGUAAGUCUGCUAGAAGAACAGCUACCCCAGUAUAAGCUAAGAGUGGACUCUCUAUUUCUAUAUGAAAAUGAAGACUGGACUCGGUCCCCACACCAGCAGCAGCAUGCAUCUGAUGCCCUCUCUCCAGUCCUUGCUGAAGAGACUUUCCAUUAUAUGAUUCUAGGCACAGACAGGGUGGAGCAGAUGACCAAAACUUACAAUGACAUCGACAUGGUUACACACCUCCUGGCAGAGAGGGAUCGUGAUCUGGAACUAGCUGCCCGAAUUGGACAGGCUCUCUUAAAACGGAACCAUGUCUUGUCUGAGCAGAAUGAAGCUCUGGAGGAGCAACUGGGACAAGCCUUUGAUCAAGUUAAUCAACUGCAGCAUGAGCUGUCCAAGAAAGAUGAAUUACUUCGAAUUGUCUCUAUUGCCUCUGAAGAGAGUGAAACUGAUUCCAGCUGUUCUACACCUCUUCGGCUCAAUGAGUCCUUUAGCUUAUCUCAAGGUUUGUUGCAGUUGGACAUGCUACAAGAAAAACUCAAGGAACUGGAAGAGGAGAAUAUGGUUCUUCGAUCCAAGGCUUGUCACAUAAAGACAGAAACUAUUACCUAUGAAGAGAAGGAACAACAACUUGUCAAUGACUGUGUUAAAGAACUUCGUGAAACAAAUGCUCAAAUGUCCAGAAUGACUGAAGAAUUAUCUGGGAAGAGUGAUGAACUGAUUCGGUACCAAGAAGAGAUCUCCUCUCUCUUGUCUCAAAUUGUUGAUCUUCAGCAUAAAGUUAAAGAACAUGUGAUUGAGAAGGAGGAACUGAGACUUCACCUACAAGCUUCCAAAGAUGCCCAAAGACAACUGACAAUGGAGCUGCAUGAGUUACAAGACAGGAAUAUGGAGUGUCUGGGAAUGUUACAUGAGUCCCAAGAAGAAAUAAAGGAACUUCGUAGUAGAUCUGGCCCUGCUGCUCAUCUUUACUUUUCACAGUCAUAUGGAGCUUUUUCUGGGGAAUCCCUGGCAGCUGAGAUUGAGGGGACCAUGCGUAAAAAGUUGAGUUUGGAUGAGGAAUCUUCUCUCUUCAAACAAAAAGCCCAACAGAAACGGGUAUUUGAUACUGUCAAGGUUGCCAAUGACACACGGGGCCGCUCUAUCCCAUUCCCAGCUCUGCUGCCCAUUCCAGGGUCCAACCGUUCAAGUGUCAUCAUGACAGCAAAACCUUUUGAGUCUGGUUUGCAACAAACAGAGGACAAAACCCUCCUGAACCAGGGGGGCAACUCAGAAGAAGUUUCAGAGAACAUUCAGAAGCUGGGUCAACCAGGACCCUCUGAAGAUAGUGAUUUGGCUACAGCACUGCAUCGCCUUAGUCUGCGGCGACAGAACUACUUAAGUGAGAAGCAGUUCUUUGCUGAAGAAUGGGAACGGAAGAUCCAGGUUCUGGCUGACCAGAAAGAAGGGGUUAGUGGCUGCGGCACCCCCACAGAGAGCCUUGCCUCUCUGUGCACCGACCAGUCAGAGAUCACAGACCUCAGCAGUGCCAGUUGCCUUCGAGGUUUUAUGCCUGAGAAAUUACAAAUUGUCAAGCCCCUUGAAGGAUCACAAACUUUGCACCACUGGCAGCAGCUUGCUCAACCAAAUUUAGGAACCAUUCUUGACCCACGACCAGGUGUCAUCACUAAAGGCUUUACCCAAUUGCCCAAGGAUGCCAUCUAUCACCUCGCAGAUUUAGAAGAGGAUGAAGAGGAAGGUAUCACUUUUCAAGUGGAACAGAACCCUUCAAUAUCCAAGCCAGUAACAGGAAUCUUCCUUCCACCCAUUACUUCAGCUAGUGGUCCAGUUACAGUUGCAACUUCAAACCCAGGAAAGUGUCUGUCAUGCACAAACUCGACAUUCACCUUCACUACCUGUAGGAUAUUGCAUCCUUCUGAUAUCACUCAGGUUACCCCCAGUUCUGGGUUCCCUUCAUUAUCCUGUGGAAGUACUGGUAGCAGUUCAUCAAACACAGCGGUGAAUUCUCCUGCUAUGUCCUAUAGACUCAGCAUUGGUGAAUCUAUUACCAACAGACGAGAUUCUACUAUAACAUUCAGCAGCACCAUGAGCUUGGCCAAACUUCUACAGGAACGAGGCAUUUCUGCUAAAGUGUAUCACAGCCCAAUUUCAGAGAACGCCGUCUUCCAGCCUGUCCCCAAAUCCCUGGCUAUUCCUUCCACACCACCAAAUUCACCAUCUCACUCACCCUGCCCUUCUCCUUUACCCUUUGAGCCUCGAGUGCAUCUCUCUGAAAAUUUUUUGGCCUCCCGACCAGCUGAAACAUUCCUCCAGGAGAUGUAUGGUUUGAGACCUUCCCGGAACCCUCCUGAUGUUGGCCAGUUGAAGAUGAACUUAGUGGACAGGCUGAAGAGACUGGGGAUAGCCAGAGUAAUCAAAACCCCUAAUGCACAGGAAAAUGGAAGAAGCCGAGAGGCAGAAAUUGGUCUUCAAAGACCAGACUCUGCUAUUUAUUUAAAUUCAGGUAGCAAUUUAUUGAGUGGACUGAGGAGGAAUCAGAGUCUUCCAGUCAUGAUGGGUAGCUUUGGCACGCCUGUAUGCACAUCCUCGCCAAAAAUGGAUGUCCUGAAGGAAGACUGA
Molecule: messenger RNA, 3207 nt
Organism: Puma concolor (puma)
Lineage: Eukaryota; Metazoa; Chordata; Mammalia; Carnivora; Felidae
Source: RefSeq, a predicted model, not a curated record